AGUCUGUGACAACCUAGGCAUCAAAGUAAGAUCAAAAACUCAAAAGAAACCAAAAGUGCCUAUGUGGAAAGACGAAUCGAGAAAGACAUCCAAAAAAUACGUGGAGAAAUCUCAAUCCUAGCUGGAAUCCUCCGAGGAAGACGUGUUAAGGAGAAGAAAAGAAGAGCUCUCAUGAGAAAAUAUAAGUUAAAAUCCAACGACGACAUCCCACCUGUCACGGAAAAACUGAAACAACAGCUAUUAGCUAAAUCCCAGAGAAUAAGGCGCUUUGAGAAAGGAGGAAAGUUUUACUCCCAGAACAAAAUGUUCGAAGAAAGCAUUAAAAGAUUCUAUCGUGUACUUGGGAAAAAGACCAUCGAACUCUCCGAGCCACCCGGGAAAGAAGCUCUUGAGAACUUCUGGGCUAAUAUCUGGGAGGAAGAAAAGCGUCACAAUGAGAGAGCAGAGUGGAUAAAACAAAUAGAGAAUGAAACCCAACAAACGCCCACUCAGGAAUGGCGGGAAAUAUCCACUGCUGAAACAACAUCUGCUAUCAAAAAAUCCAACAACUGGAAAGCUCCUGGGAUUGAUGGAAUAGCAAACUUCUGGAUUAAACAUCUGACAGCCUUACACGAAGAUCUGACUAAUGCCUACAACAUCUGCAUCGAAAACCCAGAGGAACGCCCAAACUGGCUAACAACUGGUAUCACUUACCUCCUUCCAAAAACCGAGGACACGGCAAACUCCAAAUACUACAGGCCCAUCACUUGUCUUCCUGCAAUGUACAAGAUCUUAACAUCAAUCGUGUCAGCUAGAUGUUAUAGCCAUCUUGUGAAUUAGAACUUACUACCAUCCGAACAAAACGGUUGCAGAAAAGGGAGCUACGGCUGUAAGGACCAACUCCUCAUCAACAAAGCUAUAUUGGAAGAUAUGAAGACGAAAAAGACAAUCCUCAGUACAGCUUGGGUGGAUUACAAGAAAGCUUUUGACUCCGUUCCCCACAGCUGGAUAUUAAAAUGUCUUGAAAUCUACAAGAUAUCACCAAAAAUGAAAGAUUUCAUCAAAGCAAGUAUGACCAAAUGGAAAACAACCCUCACGCUUAACUAUAACAAGGAAACAAUAUCUUCUCGUGAAAU
Orbicella faveolata is the source of this 1115-nucleotide messenger RNA. RefSeq lists its product as uncharacterized. The record is from RefSeq and is a predicted model, not a curated record. Lineage: Eukaryota; Metazoa; Cnidaria; Anthozoa; Scleractinia; Merulinidae.